Rhea pennata is the source of this 4633-nucleotide messenger RNA. Its product is annotated as complement C4-B-like. The annotation marks the transcript as partial. Gene Ontology annotation, cellular component: extracellular region. Gene Ontology annotation, molecular function: endopeptidase inhibitor activity. The record is from RefSeq and is a predicted model, not a curated record. NCBI's taxonomy places the organism in Eukaryota, Metazoa, Chordata, Aves, Rheiformes, Rheidae. Gene Ontology annotation, biological process: complement activation. The transcript has 36 exons.
AUGGGGCUGGCUAUGGUGUUGCAAUGGCUGGCCAUGGUGGCACCGGCACGCGUGGCGCUAGGGGUGCCGGCAGGGGUCCUGCUCCAGGCCACAGGACCGGUGGCCGGGACGCUGGCGGCCCGAGCCCAGGGAGCCGCUGAGGAUGCCGGGCCCUGCUCCGCUGAGGUGCCGUUCACCCUUGAGCCCCAGAACGACUUCAGCCAGCUCCUGCAUGUCCAGGUGUCCCCAGAGCAGGCGGUGCGCUGCGGGCUGGUGGCCGAGGGCGGGGGCCGGGCGCUGCUGCUGGAGGCCCAGAGUCCCCAGUUGCCCUCCGGUGGGAGCCAGCACCUGCAGGUGGCUUGGGGAGGUCCCAGGGGCCACCUCUUCGUGCAGACCGACAAGCCUGUCUACGCCCCCCGGCAGACCGUGCGUUUCCGCGUUUUCUCCCUGGACCGAGAGCUGCGGCCCAGCCCCGACCCCAUCAUCACCACCAUCCUGGAUGGGCAAGGGGUCAGGGUCCAGGCCAUGGGUCUGGCCAUGGGUCAACCACGGGUCGCAGCAGGCUGGGCGGGGGGAGCCAUGGGUCAGCCAUUGGUCUGGCUGUGGGUCAGCCAUGGGUCGUGGCAGGAUGGGCAGGGGGUGCCGGUGCGGCAGACCCAGCGCGUGCCGGUGAACGCGGUGCUCAGCGACCACCUCACCCUGCCUGACGUCGCCCGACCAGGCACAUGGCAGGUCCAGGCCCAGCUCGUGGAUUCCCCCGACACCCAGGGGGGCACCUCCUUCACCGUGCGCAAGUAUGUGCUGCCCACUUUUGACGUGAAGAUCGUCCCCGACCGAAGCUUCAUCCUGGUGACGGACCCUGACCCCCCUGACCUCCGCGUUGAGCUUCAUGUCGAGUACAUGCACGGGGCACCAGUGGGGGCCGGGGUGGCCCGGCUGCGCGUGGGGCUGGGGGCCGCUGGCACCCCGGGGCGCUUCCUGCCGGACCUGGAGCAGCAGGGUCAGGUGACGUCAGGACGCGCGGUGCUGACGGUGGCGCCGCGGGCGGUGGCGCGCGCGCUGGGCCGGCCGCUGUCGGAGCUGGACGGGACGCGCCUGCGCCUGGCGGCCGCCGUGCUGGAAGCGCGCGGGGGGGAGCUGGCGCAGCAGGAGUCGGUGGCCGUGAAGCUCGUAGCGUCGCCGUGGAGCCUGGACCUGACCGAGACCCCCCGCGUCUUCGUGCCGGGCUCCCCCUUCCUGCUGCUGGUGCAGGUGAAGCGGGUGGAUGGCACCCCAGCCCCUGGCGUGCCUGUGCGGGUGCAGGUGCGGGUGCACGGGGUUGAGGAGCUCCCCGAGCCGUCCCCGGGCGACGGGGCAGGGGCUCCUCUCACCGACGCCACCGGCACCUUCGUCUUCCCCGUGAACGUCCCCAUCGGUGCCACCACCCUCAACAUCACGGUGGUGUCGCGCGGGCGCCUGCUGCAGGUGCAGCGGGUACCGCCGGGCGCCGUGGCCGAGGUGCUGCUGCCCGUGACGCCGGCGCUGGCUCCCGCCUUCCGCGUCGUCGCCUUCUACCGCGCCGGCGGGAGCCUCGUGGCCGCGGGGCUGCGGGUCCGCGUGGCCCAGCCCUGCCGUGCCCAGGUGGAGGUGCGGCGGGUGCAGCGGGGGGCGACGCUGCAGCCCCAGACCCCCCUGGGGCUGAUGGUGACGGUGACAGAUCCGGGGCCGGUGACGGUGGCUCUGGGAGCCAUCGACACCGCCGUGCUGGCCCUCGAGGACCGCCACCGCCUGAGCCAGGAUAAGGUGGCAGCGGCGUUGGGGGCCCUGGACCAGGGCUGUGGCCCCGGGGCGGCCCCCGAUGCCUGGGGGGUGUUCGGGGCCGCCGGGCUGGUGCUGGCCGUGGGGGGCGUCCAGAGCCCCCCGGGACCAUCGCCCGCGUGUCCCUCUAACCCGGUGCGGCGGCGGCGCUCGCUGGAGCUGCAGAAGCUCCUGGAGGAGGAGGAGGGGCCCGGCGCGGGGCCGCGCGGUCGCUGCUGCCGCGACGGGGCGGCGGCGCUGCCGCUGCGGCGCUCGUGCGCGGCGCGGGGCCGCCGGGUGCCGCGGGCCGGCGGCUGCCGCGCCGCCUUCGAGCGCUGCUGCGCCCGCGCCCGCCAGUGGCGGCGCCGUCACCGCCCGCGCGGCGCCGCCGGGUUGGGCCGUGUGCUGGAGGACGUGCUGGAUGAGGAGCUGCUGCUGGAAGAAGAUCUGCCCACACGGAGCUUCUUCCCCGAGAGCUGGCUGUGGCGCAGCCUCACCGUCAACAGCUCGGCACGGAUCUCAGUGCUGCUCCCUGACUCCAUCACCACCUGGGAGAUCCAUGCCGUCGCCAUCAUUCCCGGUCACGGCGUGUGCAUGGCAGCCCCACUGCGCCUGCCAGUGACACAGGACCUGCACGUGGGGCUGCGGCUGCCCUACAGUGCCCGUCCUCGCGAGCAGCUCCAGCCCCGGGCCCUGCUACACAGCCGCCUGCCCCAUGACAUCAACGUGAAGGUGAGGCUGUCGGUAGCGACCGGCGUGUGCGCGGCGCUGUCUGGAGACCCGCAGGACCUCGAGGUGCCCUCUGGAGCAGUGGUGGCCGUGCCCUUCACCCUGGUGGCCCUGGGCUCUGGCGAUAUCCCCAUCACCAUCACUGCCCGUGGGCCUUGGGGGCUCGGUGACCGCAUCACUCGUGUCCUCCACAUUGAGGCCGAGGGUGAGCUGCGCCAGGAGGAGACCAGCUAUGUCCUGGACACCGAUGGUAGGUCUAGCCGGAGCCUGGAGAUCCCUGGGGACAUCCCGGCCGACAUCGUCCCUGAUGGGGACUUCUCCAUGAGCGUCCGCGUGUCCGGCCAGGUGUCGGGGGCGACGCUGGAGGCGGCGCUGGGCGCGGGGGCGGCCGGGGCGCUGCUGCGGGUGCCGCGGGGCUGCGGCGAGCAGACCAUGAUGGUGCUGGCGCCGGCCGCCGCCGCCCUGCGCUACCUGGACGAGAGCGAGGGCUGGGCCCGGCUGCCGCCGGGGUGCCGCGAGCGGGGCCUGCGCGCGCUGCAGAAGGGCUAUGAGCGCAUCCAGAGCUUCCGCAAGGACGACGGCUCCUAUGGGGGCUGGCUGCACCGGCCCAGCAGCACCUGGCUGUCGGCACUGGUGCUGCGGGUGCUGGCGGGGCUGCGGCGCUGGCAGCAGGUGGACGAGGCCGGGCUGCGGGCCACCACUCGGUGGCUGCUGCGGCAGCAGGCGCCUCCCGGCGCCUUCCGCGACCCCCAGCCCAUCGUCCACCGCCGCAUGCAGGGCGGCGCGGCGGGCGCAGAGGCGGCCGUGUCGCUCACGGCUUUCGUGGCCGUGGCCCUGCACCAGGCCCGCGACGUGCACGGCCCCGAACACGCCGAGCAGAGGAAGCUCCUGGACGCAGCACUGGCGCGGGCCACAGGCUUCCUGCGGGGCCGCAUGGAGGCAGCGGGGCCCUACGCGGCUGCCAUCGGCUCCUACGCCCUGGCCCUGAGCGACACCCCGGGAUCCACCAAGCCCCUGCUGCACCUCGCGCGGAGCGCCCACAAUGGCUCGGCACAGUUCUGGCCAGCUGGAGGAGCGGCCGAGACGGUGGAGGCCACGGGCUAUGGGCUGCUGGCGCUGCUGCGGCUCAAUGACGUGGCUGGGGCCCUGCAAGCAGCCCGGUGGCUUCGCGAGCAGAGCAACUAUGGUGGUGGCUUCCACUCCACCCAGGACACAGUGGUGGCACUGGAGGCGCUGACCGAGCUGUGGCUGAACUCACUGCACACGGAGCAGCUCGGCUUCGACGUCACCUUCUCAUGGCCACGGGGUCCCGGGGGACAUGGGGUAGCCGGGGGAACUCGGGUGACCCUGCGGAAGGGGCUAGAGCACGUCGAGAAGAAUCUGGAGGUGCCCCUGGGCAGCCCCGUGACGGUGCAGAUGGAGGGUGAAGGCCAGGGGACCCUUACUGUGCUGCGGCAAUACCGGGUGAUGUCUCCAGCCAAUGGGACCUGCCAGGAGCUGGGCCUCGAAGUCACCCUCGGUGGCCCAAUCGACUAUGAGGAGGAGGAGGACUAUGAGGAGGACUACGAGGAGGCAGAGCACGCUGAAGGGGUGGGGCCAGAGGAGGGGGUGGAGCCUCCAGAGGGGGCGGAGCUUCAGCAGCGGCGGCGGCGGCGGGCCCUGGUGACCCCGGAGCUGCGGAGCCGCCAGGGAGGAGAGCAGGUGGGACAUCCUGCUCGGCCCUGCCCCCAGGGUGGGCGGGACUUCCGGCUCCGCCCAGCUGAUGGGCCGGGCCGGGCUGGGCCGGGCAGGCGGCAGCCGGGGACGCUGCUUGCGGGCAUGGCGGUGGUGGACAUCUCCCUUCUGAGCGGCUUCCGACCCCACCGCGAAGACCUGGACAAGCUGCAGGACGUGGUGGACCAGUACAUCAGCCACUACGAGCUGGAUGGGAGGCACCUGGUGCUCUACUUCGAUGAGGUGCCCCCACAGCGGGAUUGCUUAACCUUUGGGGCGACGCAGGACGUGGCCGUGGGGCUGCUGCAGCCGGCAGCCGCCACCAUCUUUGACUACUACGAGCCAGAGCGCCGCUGCACCGUCUUCUACAGCGCCCCCCAAAGGAGCAACUUCCUCGCAACGCUCUGCUCCCCCGGCGUCUGCGAGUGCGCCGAAG